GCCAUUCUCUCUCAAAACAGACGUUUCAACGCUUCUCUCCAUUUUGAUUCCAGUUUUCUCUACUCUUUGCUGUAUUUCUGAGUUCUGAUAUUUGAAGUUCAACAGAAAGUCCUUUUGAGAACCCAAGAGAAGUGCCUAUUGCCUUGGUUUUUUCCAAAGAAAAACUAUGACUCGAUUGGUGAGAAGCAAGGUAUCUACUGAUGCGAGGAAGUCUUUCAUCUGUGACUUACCAACUGAGAUAUUACAUAAAAUACUAGAGCACAUGCCUAUCCAAGAUGCUGCAAUAACUAGCACCUUAUCAAAGCGGUGGAACCAGAUGUGGUCCACACUACCACACCUUGUGUUUGAUAGCCAAUUUCUUGAUUUUGCAUUUAACUAUUCAUUUGACUCUGAAUUUGACGCAGGAGUGGGUAAUGCUGCAAGGAUAAUCAAUACAAUUCUCUUGCAGCAUACUGGACCUAUUCUCGGUUUCCAUUUUAUGUCAAAUGAUGAUUAUAUGGCAAAGUAUUUGGAUCCAUGGAUCAUCUUUGUCUCGAAGCAUGGUAUACAGAAGCUCACCAUACAUUUGCCCAAUGGCAGUUGUUUAUAUGAAUUGCCUUAUGGCAUAAUGACUUGCUCAUCAUUGACACAUUUGGAGGUUUUAGCGUCCACUGUCUUUAGGCCGUCCGAUUGUGUCAAAUUCCCCAAUCUUGUUAGCCUUGAGUUAGUAGACACUCAAAUUGAAUGUAAGCUAAUAGAAGACACUCUUAUUUUACCAAUGCUUGAGACUUUGAAGUUGAUAUCUUGCCGUGUUCUUGGUCGUAUGCGUUUGGUUGCUCCAAAACUUGAGAACUUAACUAUCGAUAACAUCGAUAUUGAAAACCUGAACCCAAUCGUUACAAGCAUUAAGCACCUCAGCUUGGAUAGGUUAUCCCUAGAGAUGUUAGCUGAGUUGUUUCAUGUGGCAGCAGAUAGGCUUGUUCUACCACAAAACCUGCAAACACUGAAAAUAUGUGCUUUGGGGAUUUCAGUUGAACAAUUUUCUGGUGCACUUAUCCUGCUUCGUGGUUCAUCUAACCUUUAUGAACUUGACUUAAGUGUAGCAGUGGAGGUCGACGAGAGUCGCACUACGGAACUGUUUUCUUACUUGUCGACGGCAGAAAGCCAUUUGAAUGAAGCUUUUAGGAUGAUUCAGAAGGUGAGAGUAAGGUAAUUCAAAGGAUCAAGAGCUGAAAUGUGCUUAAUAAAACUCCUCCUUGCUUAUUCUCCAAAACUAGAGAAGAUGAUCGUUGAACAGUUCAAGAACUGUAAUUCUAGUGAUUGUAUUGAACAUCUGAAGGAACUGAUCAGCUUUCCUCGAGCGUCAACCAAAGCAGUAAUUAAGUAUUUAUAAUCUGCUUCCCUUAAAUCAAGGUUACUGAUGCUUAAAGCCAGGGGAUUCGCUUCUGAAACAUGUCGUAGGGAAGCUAAUGGAGUAGCGGAUGAGUUGGCAAAGGAUGCAAUUUGAAUAUUUUUGGGAGCUUAAAGAUUUUCACAUCCCCUCCUACUUUUGUAAUCGCUUUCUUUAUUCGACUUUAGAGAAAAAAAUUAUUGCUUUUUAGUUGUUUAUCUAAUUAAGUCAUGUUAUUUC
Molecule: messenger RNA, 1609 nt
Organism: Nicotiana attenuata
Lineage: Eukaryota; Viridiplantae; Streptophyta; Magnoliopsida; Solanales; Solanaceae
Product: F-box/FBD/LRR-repeat protein At1g13570-like
Exons: 6
Coding region: 167-1192 (341 amino acids)
Molecular function (GO): protein binding
Source: RefSeq, a predicted model, not a curated record